ACCCGAAGACAUUAUUGUGCCCCCCACCACCAUCAUCUCCUGCCUGGCUGUGACGGGACAAAAAUCGACAAAAUACCGGAAAUUAACCCACCUACCAUUCUUACUGCCGUGACUAAGGAAGGUCAAGGAGGAGAAACACACCAAGAAAAGACCGGUGGAAGAUAAAAUACGCCCGUAAAGCCUGAAACACCCCUCUCUUUCCCUUCACUCUGGGCAACUCAAGCCUGCAGGACCUAAUAUUUUAUCGUCAUGGCCGCCAGCAACGAGGCAAUCAUGGAGGAGAUUGAGGCACUGCAAGCCAUCAUGCUGGAUGAGGUCACAGUGCUUCAUGGAGACAGUGGAGUGCCGUCAGGGGUUGAGGUGGUGGUGGUGCCGGCUACAGCCCAGAACGUUAAAGAGCAGCAUGUGCGAGUCACCCUGGUCAUCUCACUCCCCCCUGAGUACCCUGAUGCCUCACCUAGCAUCACUCUAAGGAACCCUCGUGGUGUGGAUGACGACGUGCUGGAGAAGAUACACCAGGAGAGCAAGCAAAGGUGUGAGGAGUACCUGGGCUGCCCUGUCAUCUAUGAGCUGAUUGAGGUCGUGCGGGACAACCUGACUGCCAACAAUACUCCAAGCUGCCCAUGUGCCAUCUGUCUGUACCAUUUCACUGACACAGACACCUUCACCAAAACUCAGUGCUUCCAUUACUUCCACUCCUACUGUCUUGGGCGGUAUAUUGUCAACUGUGAGGAGGAGGCAGCAGCUGAGGAGGAGGAACCACAGCCUGCUUGGAUGGCCCGAGAGAAAAAGCAACUUAUGUGUCCUGUGUGCCGGGACCCCAUCCAGAGUGAGCUCAACAGUGAGGAAUUGCUCUUGGCUGCCCCACCUGAGGAGGAGGAGAAUACAGCAGCUUUCAGUGCAGAUGACCCAGUUUUAGUGGCACUGCAACAGAAGAUGGCACAGCUGUACCUUAAGCAGAAGGAAAAGGGAGGCAUAAUCAACUUGGAGGAGGAGAAAAACAAGUUUCUGCUGUCUUCUAAUAGGGUGGACUUUUGUGAGGGCUUUGCAGGUAACCUGGAGGAGGAGGCAAGUUUCAGUCUGCCAGACUCCCCUGAUGAUGUCCCACUAGAGGACCAGCUGCCCCUGCCUGUCGCACCACCCUCCUCCCGCAGGGGCAGCCGUCCCACCCAGCCACGGCCUCAGGGACACAAGGCGCAUGGAGGCUACGGCCGUCAGCCCUGGAGGAACACAGAUCAUGGAGGUGAUGGCCGCCACUGGACUAGCAAUCGAGGUGGGCGAGGGGGUAGUGGGUGCCGUGGACGGGGCACUGGGCGGGGAGGCAAUCAUGGCUCCUCUAGGAUCAUCCCUGAGCACCAAGAAUACAAUGCUCUGAGCCUGAAGGGUCACUGCAUGAUAGAGAGCAGCCUAGCCACCAAGGGCCACAGUCGCCCACAUGACGAUGGCAGGUAUGAAAAUGGUAACAUCUACCACACUGGGGACAACAGGACAGAGGUUUCCUUUGGGGCAAGAGGUGGGGGAGGGGGUGGGAGUGGAAAGAGGGGUUCUAAGGGUUCUGGUAGCAGGCAGCGCUAUGGCCCGGGCAGGGGUAGGGCCCGUGGGCCUCCUGCUGGCUUUGCCGCAUCAAGCCAGCGUCACUCUGCUCAAGACUGGAGUUGACGAAUGUGGCUUGCAGGGUUUUGGCCGCCCUGUCUCCUCCUCUCUGCCCUCCUCUGUCUCCUCAUCUGUGUACCAAGUAUUACCAUAAUAAUGUCUUUAACCCUCAAGUAUUCAGUAUAUUCAACUUCCAAAAGAAAUGGGUGUUGUAGUUGUCGUUACCAUGAUCAGCUUACUCACCGUAGAGCCAUAGAUGAUGAGUGUGUCGGCCACGCAUUGCGCCCCACUUGUGCGCCCCCCACAACCCCAGACUCGGUGUGUAGCAUCAGUAGCAAUAUUGUAUCUCUGUUGGGUGUAAGAUAUUCCUCUAGGUGUGUUGUGAGGAGAAUCAAGAUUUUCAUAGAAAUUUUAAAUCUGAAGCUUUGACAGAGACUGAAUUUCCUUUACAUUUUCCCCAUCAUGGGGGGAAAGAGCUGGCCAGAGACAGCAAGUCUGAUGAGAAUCAAAGUCUUGCAUAAUAUAAACACUAGGAGAAGAUUCAGAAGCUGGCAGUGUGUGGCAGACAGUGGCACACCCUGUUCUCCUUGCGUUACUUUUAGAAAAGAUUUUGUAUUUGAGUUUUACACAAAGUUUAUUUUUUAUAUGCACAAACUAUUUACUUUGUAUAGUAGCAGUUUCUUUUUCAUCUAUUUUAGAUGAUCAGAAGUUUGCUUUACCAUUUAGUCUGUGAUGUAAACUGUUUGAGUUUUGUUGAUGGUGAAUUAAAAAAGGGAUACGUUUAACUUUUAUUUAAUUCAUUCUCUUGUGUAACACAAGACUUCCAUCACAACACUUAGCAGCUUUCUUGGGUCAGAGAUCAUAAGUUGUGGAUGGGGUUAGUACAAGGUGGUGAUGGAAGUGGUGGUGGCAGCGGUGGCUGGCCCACGCGAGUGCCGGAACACACACACGUUGGCUUAGUGACUACCCAGCAGCUUCCUUAUUCUGAAAAUGGACAAUGGAGAAAACUGAAGCUUAGGCACAAAGUUUGGGGUCUUAAAACCAGGUUUUGAAAUGAAUUCAAUCUGUGAUUCUCUCAAUAACAACUAUUAACUUAAAUGUAUGUGUGUGUUCGAAAUCAAUUGACUUACAAUAAUAAUAGUUAAUACUGUUGACCAUUGCCCUUAGGAUAUAUUGAAUUACUGGCUUAGUGUUUUAUUUAGUGCAGCAAUUUAUGAAAAUAUGCUGGUCCGUUUAAUGUGCAUUGCCUGCCUCAUACUCAGUCGUGGAGUCUCUAAAGGGGGGGGGUUGCAAAAUGAAAAAUUGAUGAACCUGAUAUUUGACAUUAAUAUGUACAUUGUAUUUACAUAUUUCACAUGUAAUUUCAAGAAAUUUCAUUUAGGGACAAAAAGAAUAAAAAAAAAAAAAAAAAAAAAAUUUGAUGAGGCGUCGAAAACAGCAAAGGGCCAAGCGCCUAAAGUCUGGACUGGGGAAAAAUAAGUGUUGAAGUUUUCUGUCAUUUCAGCGUGCUAGAACUUCAGCCAGUGAAAAUAUUUACUUCAUAUAAGUGGCAACUGAUAAAAAUUGCCCCCAUCAACUAUAAGACCAAAGAAUACCGAGUAGGUGUGAGAGGGAGGUGCUACUGAGAGGAGGAGGAGGGGCCUGUCUUUCCAUGAGUCAAAGCUAUGAGAGACAGGGAAACAGGAAAUGCAUUGCUUGUUUUCCUCUCUCAGCCCUACAAGCAUUGCGAUAGUAGGACCUUUUAUUGUUUUCUGGAGCUAAGAGGAAAAGUUGUGGUGUAGUUAUACAUAAGCCGCAAUUUGAGGAUUUUGGGGGUUAGUCAUGACACUUGUCCCAUUGUUGCACUCGACACCUCAUAGAGAACACAUCUACUUAUAUACUUAUUUUAGUUUGAUUUUUUAUUUGAGAGGGGGGGUCCGGGAUUUUUAGGUGUCAGGAUAUUUUGUCAGCUAUAUAAGUAAGUACAUAUACAUAAUACAAAGUUAAAGAUUUUAUUAUUCAAAAUAGGCAGAAACUUACCUGAAGGACAACACAAGACAUCCACUUUUGUUCUCUCUUUGUGAUGAUAUUAUAGGCUAAGCUGAGUGCCAUGUUAGCAUCUGAUGAAGGGAGUUAGAGGAUGGGGACGUCAGCUUCCUAAUACAGUACAAUUUAUAGACACUGGAAUGUAUUUAGGGGUGGUUGCUGCUGUAUCUUUACUUACAUUACUAAUAUAUCUCAGUCUUGUGCUCUACAACUUAAGGAAUGCUUCACACGUCUCAUAGAUUUUGAUGUGUGGUUGUAUCUUUCUUAGCUUUGGGCUCAUCAGUUUUCAGUGACUUAUAAUGACUUUCUGAUGCCCAAGCUAACAUGAAAUAAUUAUAUCAGUUACUUAACAUAGGAUCUCUGACAACUACAGAAGUUUCAUCAUCAGUCAGACUGAUGUUCUUAAGACUUGUUUUAUCAAUAUUUGUCAGGAUAUUGGUUCUCUCCAUGCUUUGUCUGUUGAAAUACAGGCAAGAGGGGAAUGAAAAGUAGACAAUGUUGGCUAAAUUCAACAAAAUUUCAGUGGUAACUAAUAUUGAAUACUAGAAGGAAAGAAGUCUUGACUAGGUACAUGAAAAUUUGCCCAACAAGCCAAGGGUCAUAGGUGUUUGUGUCCACAACUGUGACAUGUCCAUGUGGAAGAUUAUUCCACAAAGACUGUUGGACUUCUAAUCUACACUUAGUAAACCUCUUUUCCUAUUUCUGUAAAGUCAUAUAAAUCUCAGUUUUCUUUUUACAGUAAAGUUCCUAAUUAUUUAUCUUAGGUGUACAUUAUAAGUUAUUAUUUUCUUGAUAUUCCUUUUCCAUUGAUACAAACAGCAAUCUAUUGAAGAGUUCAAGGAGUGGUCUGGUGAACUUUACCAAAUGCUGUUUGAACUUAUUGGCAUUUGCAGUGAUUCGGGUUUGUGCCACUCAUGAUCUUGCCGACAGUUCAGUAAGCUAUGACAUAGGGAAUGGCUGAGACAUGGCAUUCCUAGUGUAUUGUUGUCACAGACAUGGAACUUUUACUUAAACAGGAAGAAUACCUUGAUAAUACUGAAAUUUGUGUAGCUAUUGUGAACUCUUGAUACCUUAGUUAAAUAUUAGGCUGGACCCUGCAUUCCUUUACAUGCAAUCACAACCCAGUAAAUAACAUUGAAUUAUGCUUUGUAGAAAUAAAAUUGUUCACCUAUUUACUGGGAUCGAUGGAACACAGUGAUUACUGUCUCGUAUUAAAUGUGAAAUAUAAAUUACCCUUUUCCUACUGGC
This is a messenger RNA of Eriocheir sinensis (Chinese mitten crab), 4866 nucleotides long. Its product is annotated as E3 ubiquitin-protein ligase RNF25-like. The transcript has 8 exons. The coding region runs from base 250 to 1659 and encodes 469 amino acids. NCBI's taxonomy places the organism in Eukaryota, Metazoa, Arthropoda, Malacostraca, Decapoda, Varunidae. Gene Ontology annotation, biological process: protein ubiquitination. The record is from RefSeq and is a predicted model, not a curated record. Gene Ontology annotation, cellular component: nucleus. Gene Ontology annotation, molecular function: protein binding; ubiquitin protein ligase activity.